This is a messenger RNA of Nematostella vectensis (starlet sea anemone), 5959 nucleotides long. Its product is annotated as CLIP-associating protein 1-A. NCBI's taxonomy places the organism in Eukaryota, Metazoa, Cnidaria, Anthozoa, Actiniaria, Edwardsiidae. The coding region runs from base 316 to 5022 and encodes 1568 amino acids. The transcript is spliced from 41 exons. Gene Ontology annotation, biological process: mitotic spindle assembly. The record is from RefSeq and is a predicted model, not a curated record. Gene Ontology annotation, molecular function: microtubule binding. Gene Ontology annotation, cellular component: spindle microtubule; cytoplasmic microtubule; mitotic spindle.
CAAGUCUUCGUUAUAAUAAAUAUGGCGGCGAGAAAUUCACACGAUGAUGGUGGAUCACUGUCGAACAUUUUAACAGCGACAUGGUUUCUUGGAUUCUCAUAAAACUAAGGAUUCUGUGUCUCAAAUAACUAACGAAGAUAUAUAUGCUAUGAUUUUACCUUUUGAGUGUCAAGUACGUUUUUUUUCCGGGAAGAACACAAAACUUGCCAUUACAAAUUAGUGUCUUCUUUGAGAAGAGCACAGGAGACAGUACUGAAGGGUUAGAGCGAUUCUCUCACAACUGAAAAAGUGUAUUUGUAUCAGUUAGUUACAAUCAUGAGAGAUAAUCCGUUCCUGGAUGAGAUUCUUUCUGCUGUGUGGUCACAAGACACUCAGAAACGUCUUCGCGCAGCCGAGGACCUGUCCAACUACCUGAACGACCCGAGCAACGACAUCGUAUUCCAUGGCUAUGAAAGGCUGAUAGAUGGCCUGGUUGGAUGGGUUAACAGUAGUAAUUUCAGGGUAAGCCUCAGCGGCUUGGAAAUACUACACCAAAUUGUGGAUCAAAUGGGAGAAAGGUUUAAGCACAGUCUGCUGCCUGUCGUUCCUGCUAUUAUAGAAAGGCUUGGAGACAGCAAACAACAGGUCCGCCAACAAGCCCAAGAAUUGAUUCAAAAGUUUAUGUACCCUGUGUCUACCCCACAACAUGUGCUAGAACAACUCAUUCCAGCAUUUAAUCAUAAGGCGUGGCGAGUCCGGGAAGAAGUGCUUGUUUGUAUUGUAAAUGCUAUUAAUAUAUUUGGUUCUUCCAGCCUGACUAUAUCUAAGUUUGUCCCUCAUAUCUGCAAGCUUCUGGGGGACCCCAAUAGUCAAGUUCGUGAGCGGGCUAUUGACACUCUAGUGGAGAUCUACCGGCAUGUUGGGGAGAAAGUCAGGAUAGACCUGAGCAAAAAGGGUAUUCCUUCCUCAAGAUUGUCCGUUAUCUAUGCAAAGUUUGACCAAGUGGCAAGAUCAGGCAACAUGGCUCUAAACGAAAAUGAUGGCCCCAGUAAGGUCAAUGGAGAAGUUGAAACAGAUGGGAGCAAGAUAUCGUCUGGCCCGUCCAGAGCCUCAUCUGGGAGGAAGACAUCAUCGGGGCGUAAGAUCAGUGGGACCAGAACACCUGGUGUUGGUAGCAAGGAAUCUGCGGCUGCUGGAGCUGUUGAUGAGGUUGACUUUGCUAAUGCCUUUCAAGAGUGUCCUGAAGCUAGGAUACAUUCUGGAAAAGAUUUAAAUGAUGAAAUGGCAAAGAUCCAGACCAUACUGUCAGAUGACAAGAAUGACUGGGAACAACGUGUGGCUGCAUUGAAGAAGGUCCGUAGCUUGGCGCUAGCAGGAGGCCUGGAGUAUGACAACUUCAUAUUGCUUAUUAGGCUGAUGGAAGGGGCAUUCAAAUUAUCGGCAAAAGAUCUGCGAUCAACCGUGAUUCGAGAAACCUGUGUAACCCUUGGUUUUCUUUCAACUGAGCUUAAGAAUCAGUUUGAUCACACAGCAGAAGCAGUGCUACCGGCAUUGAUCAACUUAAUUCCUAACAGUGCUAAGAUUAUGGCAACAUCAGGCAUAGCCUGUAUUAGCAUUAUACUAAAGAACACACAUGCACGCCGUCUAGUGCCUAUCAUCACAAGUAACCUCUCCUCCAAAUCAAGCGUUAUAAGAAGGCAAUGCAUGACCUAUCUUGUUCUCAUUUUGGAAAAAUGGGAAACACAGAGUCUGAAAUCGAAUGUGUCUGAGAUCGAGGAAGCCAUUCGGAAGGGGAUAUCUGACGCGGAUUCCGAGGCCAGGGCCUCUGCGCGCCGAGCUUUCUGGGUCUUCCAUGACCACUUCAGGGACAAGGCUGAAAGUUUGCUCAAGUCUUUAGACGCCUCGAAACAAAAGCAGCUAGAGAAUGAUCGGAAUGGUGGCGGUGCAAGUACGAGAAAGACAAGCACUAAUAGGGCGCCCGUCAGGCAGGCAAAGUCGGCCAGUACUGCACGGUCAAGGACACCGAGCACCCAGAGCUAUCACAGCGAGGACGGCAGCUCCAGUCGUUACGGAGUGCCUUCCCGACAGACAGUGGGGGCUGCUAGCGGCGCCUCACGAACCAAUCACAGUCAAGGUUCCCGCCAUGCUGUCGCAUCUCGAGCACAAACCAACUCGUCGGGAUACCUGUCUCCCAUGGGCUACGGCCGGUCACUUAGCAACAUCGACAGUCGCGCCGCUGAGCGAGCCAACAUGCGUGCCAAAGCACGGGCAGCGGCUGCCGCCAGGGCUCCCUCGCCCCAGUCUCGCUCCAGCAGGUCUACCUUUGCUAGCCGCGGAUACGUCUCUCAACCAACCAGUCGAUCACAUUCUCCGGAGAGAUUGCUCGCGACUUUCCCGCCAAAAGAGAGAACAGAAGCGUACGUGCACGGGGUGAGCCCGACCAAGACUCGCAUUCCGACCCCCAGCUUUCGCCUGAAUCGUCACUCUAGCUACGAGUUUCUCCCUCCUUCCUCUCCGGUAGACCUCUGCCGCUAUUCUACUACCACGCCCUCGUCUCCGCGCCUUCGGUCACGCAAUAUAUCUCGCCCCAGCUCGCGUACAAGUUCUCGGUCCAGUUCCCGCGGUCCCAGCCGUGACCCGAGUCCAGAGACGUUACGGAGGGAGAGGAGAUUGAGCGAAGGCAAGGGAUAUUCACCGACCAGCUUACCAAUGCUGAAGCGAACCACGCACCUUCACAAUCCACCAUUAUCGCGAUCUCAUCAGCAGUCCUCGAUAGAUGACGACGACCCUUCGCUGACAGAGGCAGCCCUCUGGGACUCCUGGUCCCGCAGUAGUCCCGUCAGACGCAAGUACUCAUUCGGCUCCAGCUCCCAGUGCUCCGACGAUGACAACGACAGUGACGCGGGUAGCCUGUGCUCGGACAGAUCGAUGGGGUCGCGGGGCAACCGCACUCUUGGCCGAGCAGAACCUGGAAAUGAGGUAGCUGAAAUAGUCCGCCUCUGCCACAAUAACAACUCGUCCACGGAUCGAAGAGAUGGUAUUAGCGGUCUGCUGGCAUUCCUCAAGAGCUCACGCGUUAUGAGUGACGUAGAGCUGAGCAAGAUAAAGGACUGUCUCACAAGGUUAUUCUGUGACCCUAAUAACAAGGUGUAUAGCGCGUUCCUGGACGCCCUCUGUGAGUUCAUCGUGGUUCACAAGGUGGAUUUAAAUGACUGGUUAUUCGUAUUGCUGUCUCGUCUACUCAUCAAGCUGGGUACCGACAUCCUCGGCUCCAUGCAGUCCAAAAUUGUCAGGGUCCUUGAUGUCAUCAGGGACUCAUUCCCGUACGAUCUUCAGUUCAGCAUCCUAACGCGUUUCAUCACGGACCAGACACAGACGCCAAACCUCAAGGUGAAGAUUGCCGUCCUUCAGUACCUUCAGGGCCUGAUCUCCCUUAUGGAUCCCAGCGACUUCACAAAUUCUGGAGAAACUCGCCUGGCCGUGUCGCGGAUCAUCUCGUGGACCACAGAGCCCAAGAGUGCCGAUGUGCGCAAGGAGUCCGCGGCCGUGAUCGUUGCGCUGUUCGAGUUGAAUACACCAGAGUUCAGUAUGAUGUUGUCCGUUCUUCCAAAGUCAUUCCAGGACGGCGCAACUAAACUGCUUCACAGUCAUCUAAAAAGCUCUACACAGUCGCCCGAGGCUGCUCCAUCGUCUCGCGGUUCCACAAGCAGUCAGGGCUACAGCACAGCAUACGACGAGACCGACAACGCCUCCACCACCUCGGAGCGCCCCAAGCUACGCCUGGGGUACCGCAGCAUGUCUUCCAGCUCCCUAAAAGCCGAGUCUGGCAAGGCAGAGCAUCCUGACGAGGAGACCGCCGCAGUACACAGCCCCGAGAUUAGACACACCCUGGAUCACCACUCCAAGAUCCCCACGCAUCGCGCGACCGCGCAGAGCCCGCGAGGGCAGACUAAGGUCGGCGUGAGCCCACGAGGACAUCUGCACCGCGAUAACAGUGGCGAGGGCGAGGGCUCGACGGACUCCCUUGACAGCAGGCAUGGAUCCCCAUUCGGCUUGCGCUCCCAUGGCUCGCAGCACGAGGACGCGCCUAGCGUAUCAUCUGGGUAUAACAGCGAUGAUGUGGGUGCCGGUGUAGCCGAGGGCGCGUCUGCACCUCGCGCCACUGUGCAUGAGUACGACCCCAAGCAGUACCAGGACUCGCAGAACGACUUCCACCCGAUGCCCGAGUUGAACGGAUUCCCCACAGGAAGACGAAAGAAAGACAGUGAAACUCUGGACGAGCUAGACCGCUCGCUAGAAGGCAUGGAGGCGGCCGAGGAUCAGAUAGGCCAGGAACCCGAGAAUGGCGAGAGCGCCCUGGCUCCUAUCCUGAGCCCGCUGUCUGAUCCAUCAAGCGACCGCAUGGAUGAAAAGCGCGGUUCCUUGGUGGACCUAUUGCGCAUGAUCAGAGAGGAAAUCCCCGCCCUUUGGGCUGCCUUCCCAAAAGUCUUUUCGGCGCUGAUAAGAUCCAUCGAUGAUGUCCAGCCUUCCAUCCGGUCCCUUGCGAUCCGAGUGCUCAAGGACAUGGUGCGUGCGCAGCCUCACACCUUCCAUGACGUCAUAGGGACCACUGUCAGCAAAGUACUGCAGGCGCAUAAAGAUCCACAGAAAGAGGUGGUUCGCCUUGCGGAGGAAGCCGCUGCUACCAUAGCGCGGUCUGUGGCCCCUGAGGACUGCAUGCGUGUUCUGGGACCCAUCAUCAAUGAUUCAGAGUUCCCCGUCAGCCUAGCGGCACUCAAGAUGCUCACCAAGGUGGUGGAAGGCGUGGAUAGCGUGACUAUCGAGGAGCAUCUCCCGGAUCUCAUUCCUGGACUUGUCAAGUGCUAUGAUCACGUCGAGAGCAGCGUUCGUAAAGCUAGCGUAUUCAGUCUAGUUGCGCUCCACGCGAUCGUGGGAGAGGAAGUCCUUUUACCACACCUGGCAGAACUCUCUGGCACUAAGAUGAAGUUGCUCAACCUUUACAUCAAAAGAUCCCAGGCGUCUAGCGGUGGAAAUCACUCGUGACCGAAACAGAUGAGUUGGCACUCGUGCCUGGCAAGACCAAGAACGCGAAAGGCGCGUCAUGAACAAGGUUUACCUACGGAAACAUCAUCUACAUGGGAUAUCAUUACCUGUGACUAUUUUCCAUGAACAAUUCCGCGGCAAGGCAGCAAGAAAAUUACCUUGCAUUUGUCAAUAUCUUGACAUUGGUAACUAGGCGAAACAAGCCUGGUAACCUGGCGAAUCCAGCUUUGGAACCAGGUGACGCGAGCCCUGUAGUCGGGCAAACAUAGCCUUGUAACCUGCCAAAACUAGCUUUGUAACCAGGCAACACACGCCUUGUUACCGGGAAACACAAACCUUGUAAACUGGUCGACUAGCGACGUUAGUCAACAACGUAGCUCAAGUGUUGAGAUCUGGCGACUAACAAACGAGACAUUAGCUUUGGGGGCAAAGCAUCAAAAUGGCACACAAGCUUCUUCAGAGUAAAGUACACACCGCUGGCAAAUAUCUACUAGUCUGGUACAAACCUGUUGUUUAUUUUACAACUUGAACUUUCCCUUAGUAUCAGGGUAUUGAAUAAUAAGCAUUGUUGACCUUGCAGAUAGCGCAGAUAUAGUUGCGCCCAUUAUUCAGUUAUUUCGAGGCCUUGAAAGCAGAAAGAAAGUAAAGAAACCACUAGACAUCCUUAUAGAAACCUUGGAUAUUUUAUAAAGUAAGUAUUAGUGUAGAAAUAUCACUAGCUAUCGAAAAUAUUCUAUUUAAGAAGUACCAUGCUCGGGAAUCCAGAGCCUGCCCUCGCCUGGGUUGGCGAGCAUGUUGGAACGCCGGAUUUAUUUCCUGUAAAUGACUAUAGAACCUUCAUGAUUUGUGUUGUUAUUGGGAGUAAGAUGCAAGAGAUGUAAAUUAAUCUUAGAAAUAAUAAAAGCAAUGAAUGAAAAUUCAUGCUAUGUAUACUAGA